CCCUUCCUCCCAUCGUGAGGAGAGGGUCGCUUUCUUCUGGAGUCAGUCACCACCGCUGGAUUGGUGGGGGUUCUUUUCCCUCUUUACACCCCCACUCUUGAAGGGAGAAGAAGAUGCCGCUGCCGUUUGGAUUGAAGCUGAAACGCACCCGGCGCUACACUGUGUCCAGCAAGAGCUGCCUCGUUGCCCGGAUCCAGCUGCUCAAUAACGAGUUUGUGGAGUUCACCCUGUCUGUGGAGAGCACUGGCCAGGAGAGCCUAGAGGCUGUGGCCCAGAGACUGGAGCUGCGGGAGGUCACUUACUUCAGCCUCUGGUAUUUCAACAAGCAAAAUCAGCGCCGGUGGGUAGAUUUGGAAAAACCUCUGAAGAAGCAGCUGGAUAAAUAUGCGUUGGAACCUACCGUCUACUUUGGAGUGGUGUUUUAUGUGCCUUCAGUCUCACAGCUGCAGCAGGAGAUUACCAGGUAUCAGUAUUAUCUGCAGCUGAAGAAAGAUGUCUUGGAAGGAAACAUUCCUUGUACGUUAGAACAAGCAAUUCAGCUAGCAGGCUUAGCAGUUCAAGCUGAUUUUGGUGAUUUUGAUCAAUAUGAAUCCCAGGAUUUUCUUCAGAAAUUUGCCUUGUUUCCUGUGGGGUGGUUACAAGAUGAAAAAGUAUUGGAAGAAGCAACCCAAAAAGUGGCCUUACUACAUCAGAAAUACAGAGGGCUCACGGCUCCUGAUGCUGAGAUGCUGUACAUGCAGGAGGUAGAGAGAAUGGACGGCUAUGGCGAAGAGAGCUACCCUGCCAAGGAUAGCCAGGGCAGCGACAUAUCCAUUGGAGCAUGUCUUGAAGGUAUCUUUGUGAAACACAAGAAUGGAAGGCCUCCUGUGAUAUUUAGGUGGCAUGAUAUUGCUAACAUGUCCCACAACAAGUCUUUUUUUGCAUUAGAGCUGGCAAAUAAAGAGGAGACCAUCCAGUUUCAAACUGAAGACAUGGAAACAGCAAAAUAUGUAUGGAGACUCUGUGUUGCACGACACAAAUUUUACAGACUAAACCAGUGUAACUUGCAAACUCAGACCAUCACAGUGAACCCCAUCAGGAGGAGGUCUUCUUCAAGGAUGUCUCUGCCUAAGCCCCAGUCCUAUGGGAUGCCCCCCCCACCCCAGCUGCAUUACAAUGGACAUUAUCCAGAACCGUAUGCUUCUUCCCAAGAUAACCUCUUUGUGCCCAACCAGAAUGGAUACUAUUGUCACUCUCAGACAAGUUUGGAUAGAGCCCAGAUUGACUUCAAUGGUCGAAUCCGUAAUGGCAGCAUCUACAGUGCACAUAGCACUAACUCUUUAAAUAACCCUCAACCCUACUUGCAGCCCUCACCUAUGUCUUCCAACCCAAGCAUUACUGGGAGUGACGUCAUGAGACCCGACUAUGUCCCGUCACAUCGGCACAGUGCCCUGAUCCCCCCAUCAUACCGCCCGACCCCGGAUUAUGAGACUGUCAUGAAGCAGCUCAACAGGGGGAUGGUGCAUGCAGAAAGGCAGAGCCACUCGCUGAGGAACCUCAAUAUCGGCAACUCUUAUGCUUACAGCAGGCCCGAUGCGCUGGUUUACAGCCAACCUGAAAUUCGGGAGCACGUGCAUUUGACCUCUCCCCAGUCAGCCCACUAUCCGUUCAACUUGAAUUCCAGUUUCCAUAGCCAGUCUCCUUACCCCUACCCGGCUGAGAGGCGGCCUGUGGUGGGUGCUGUCAGUGUGCCUGAGCUGACCAACGUGCAGCUGCAGGCCCAGGAUUACCCUGCUCCGAACAUCAUGAGAACACAGGUGUACCGCCCGCCCCCGCCCUACCCAUACCCGAGGCCCGCCAACAGCACCCCAGACCUGUCCCGCCACCUCUACAUCAGCAGCAGCAACCCGGAUCUCAUCACCAGGCGAGUGCAUCACUCGGUGCAGACGUUCCAGGAGGACAGCCUGCCUGUGGCCCAUUCUCUGCAGGAGGUCAGUGAGCCCCUCACCGCGGCACGGCAUGCCCAGUUACAAAAGAGGAACAGCAUUGAGCUGGCCGGCCUGACCCAUGGCUUUGAAGGCCUGAGGCUCAAGGAGAGGACCAUGUCAGCCUCGGCGGCAGAUGUGGCACCGCGGGCCAUCUUGGCAGGCUCCCAGCCAAAUGUCUUCACUGAAAGGAUGAAACAAGAAGAGACUGAAGAGCAGGAAAGCUUGAGAUAUGGUCACAAAAAGUCUCUCUCAGACGCCACCAUGCUGAUCCAUAGCAGCGAAGAAGAAGAUUUUGAGGAGGAAAACAAGGCAUUGGCCACCCUCCCUGCCAGGCAGCUGGGCAGCUACUGCCGGGACCCACAGCCGAGCUGCCCUUGUGCUGCAGUCGCUGCAGUCACCAGCCCUCUGCACAUCCUCGAGCCCAAGGCCCACAUCACAGAGACUGAGCAGAGGGUGCGGGACGUCAGCCCCAUUCACGUGGUUGUUGAAGCCCAGCGGCCCAGAAGAGAUGGGCUGCUGUCACCCUCCAUGUCGGAGUCUGACCUCACGACCUCAGGGAGGUACCGAGCGAGGAGGGACUCUCUGAAGAAAAGGCCGGUGUCAGAUCUCCUUUCUGGAAAGAAGAACAUUGUGGAAGGACUUCCACCAUUAGGGGGAAUGAAAAAGACUCGAGUAGAUGCCAGAAAAAUUGGUCCUCUUAAAUUGGCUGCUCUAAACGGACUCUCCCUAUCUCGACUGCCUCUGCCUGAUGAAGGCAAGGAAGUGCCUACCAGAGCAACGAAUGACGAAAGGUGUAAAAUUCUGGAGCAACGGUUAGAACAGGGAAUGGUAUUCACAGAAUAUGAAAGAAUUCUUAAAAGACGGCUAGUUGAUGGCGAGUGCUCAAUAGCAAGACUCCCUGAAAAUGCAGAAAGAAAUCGGUUCCAAGAUGUCCUUCCCUAUGAUGAUGCUAGAGUGGAGUUGGUCCCAACUAAAGAAAACAAUACUGGUUACAUCAAUGCAUCACAUAUUAAGGUCUCUGUCAGUGGAAUUGAAUGGGAUUAUAUUGCCACACAGGGACCAUUACAAAAUACCUGUCAGGAUUUUUGGCAGAUGGUAUGGGAACAGGGAAUUGCAAUUAUAGCAAUGGUGACAGCAGAAGAGGAGGGUGGAAGGGAGAAGAGCUUCAGGUAUUGGCCACGACUUGGUUCCAGGCACAACACUGUCACCUAUGGAAGGUUUAAGAUCACAACCCGGUUUCGCACAGACUCUGGGUGCUUUGCCACCACAGGCUUGAAGAUGAAGCACCUGCUCACGGGGCAGGAAAGGACUGUGUGGCAUCUCCAGUACACAGACUGGCCUGAGCAUGGCUGUCCAGAAGACCUCAAAGGAUUUUUGUCAUACCUUGAAGAGAUCCAGUCUGUUCGACGCCAUACAAAUAGUACAAGUGAACCCAAAAGCCCCAACCCUCCAUUGUUGGUCCAUUGCAGUGCUGGAGUAGGAAGGACUGGCGUUGUUAUUUUGUCAGAGAUCAUGAUUGCCUGUCUGGAACACAAUGAGGUAUUGGACAUCCCCAGAGUGCUGGACAUGCUGAGGCAGCAGAGAAUGAUGCUGGUGCAGACCCUCUGCCAGUACACGUUUGUGUACAGAGUUCUCAUUCAGUUCCUGAAAAGCUCCAGGCUCAUCUAAGCUCCCACAGCCUCUCAUGGGGACCGAAUCAUGUGAAGCGUUUACAGCUAAAAAGAAGUGCUUGCCUAACUCAUACGAUACAUCAGGACAUAAAUGGUGCAGUAAGAAUGGCUGCGCACUGCAGGAAAUAUGCAAAGCACAAGGCUGAAGAGGGGGAUUUCUAACCUGGGCAAGGUGCUGAAGGAGGACUUGGUUUUGAGGGCAUUGCCCUGCUCUGGUCUGUCCAAUUUGCAGUACUUGCACACAUUUUGGAGAUUGUAUUUUCUAAACAAUUCUCUAUUUUAUGGAAGCUAUGCUGGGCAAUUCUGGCAAUCAUUAAGGAGUAUAGAUUUCUAUCUUAAACUAGUUUUUGAUAAUGGAAUUUUAUUUUAUGUCUAAAGUAUUUA
Molecule: messenger RNA, 4021 nt
Organism: Galeopterus variegatus (Sunda flying lemur)
Lineage: Eukaryota; Metazoa; Chordata; Mammalia; Dermoptera; Cynocephalidae
Gene: PTPN21
Product: protein tyrosine phosphatase, non-receptor type 21
Exons: 18
Coding region: 114-3635 (1173 amino acids)
Biological process (GO): protein dephosphorylation
Cellular component (GO): cytoskeleton
Molecular function (GO): protein tyrosine phosphatase activity
Source: RefSeq, a predicted model, not a curated record